AUGCCACAAUUAGAUACAAACACAUGAUUUAUUACAAUUAUUUCUGCCACCUUAACACUAUUUAUUCUAUUCCAAAUUAAUUUCUCAAAACUAACUUUUUACCUAGAACCAGAACCUAAACUACUAAAAUCUACAGAACAUAAAAAUCCUUGAGAAACAAAAUGAACGAAAAUUUAUUUGCCUCAUUCAUCACUCCCACAUUAA
This is a messenger RNA of Chrysochloris asiatica (Cape golden mole), 204 nucleotides long. The record is from the annotation of a RefSeq genome assembly. NCBI's taxonomy places the organism in Eukaryota, Metazoa, Chordata, Mammalia, Afrosoricida, Chrysochloridae.